CUCAAGUAGCAAGGACUACAGGGCCCUCGGUCGUGAUCAAACGAGAGCUGAGACAUCAACCUUGCGGUCUUCAGACUCCUCGCAGAGAGCAGAGUGCUCAGACCUAACGCAACUACUCGUCGCAGCCGCAGGGAGACUCGACACCGUCCAAACGCCAAGACAGGUCAGUUGGAAACUUCAGCGCGUGGGCAGCUCUGGCUCCAGAGAAGUGGAGGGACCAGGCUGGGAAAGAAGGACCGUCACAGUAAGGGGUUAAGCUGGCAAGAAGAUCGCUUUGCGCGUGCGCCCCGGAAAGGCCCGGGGCUGCUAGAGCCAGCGCAUGCGCCUUAGGAAUGCAGCGUUUCGCCGCUCUUCAGCUCUACGGCACUUCUACGCAGCUGGUGUUAUGGGCGUCUUUUUGCGCAUGCGUGGAGAUCUGUUCCGCGGCAUCCUGCUUUGGGCUUGUCGAGCUUGUACAACUCCAGCGGUUUUAUGCCAUUUCAAUAUUUUGACCUCGAGUGCUGGCACUUGUCCAAACAAGCCAGCAGUGGGCCAGAUGGGUGAAGCCACCCACUGUCCUAGAGAACCCCUGGCAGGAGCAGGUAUGCUCUGGGAGGCCCUCAGGGCACUCCUGCCAAACACCAAAGAAGAACUGAAGCUGGACCUGAGUGAGAAAGUGGAGAGGAGUGUAGUGAUGUUGCUGCAGGAAGCCACCGAGCUCUUCUACGAGGGCAGAGGAGAUGAGUGUCUGCAGAGGAGUGAGGUGAUCCUGGACUACUCCUGGGAGAAACUCAACACAGGGACAUGGCGAGACGUGGACAAAGACUGGCGACAGGUCUAUGCCUUCAGCUGCCUUCUCAAAGCCCUGUGUCUCUGCAAGGCACCUGGGGAUGCUGCCACCAUGGCUACAGCCCUCAGGGUCUGUGACAUGGGCCUACUGAUGGGGGCGACCAUCCUUGGAGACAUCCUCCAUAAGGUGGCUGUCAUCCUCCAGACACACCUUUCCAGAAAAAGGCCUGCCCACAGCUCAACCCAGGAGCAGCCCAGCACAAAGAAAGCAAAGAAUGAUCCUAGUUUGAUUCCAGACCUGACGUUAGAAAGAACAGUCCCCCGGCUUCACUGUCCAUCCCUCCAGCAUUUCAAGAAGCAUUUUUUGGUUCCACAGAGGCCUGUGAUCCUGGAAGGUGUGGCUGACCAUUGGCCCUGCAUGAAGAAGUGGAGCUUGGAGUAUAUCCAAGAGGUUGCUGGCUGCCGAACCGUCCCAGUGGAAGUUGGUUCCCGGUACACAGACGAGGAAUGGUCCCAGACGCUCAUGACCAUCAGUGAGUUCAUCAGCAAGUAUAUCGUGAAUGAGCCAGAGGACGUCGGCUACCUUGCUCAGCACCAGCUCUUCGACCAGAUCCCAGAAUUGAAGGAGGACAUCAGCAUCCCUGAUUACUGCUGCCUGGGCAAUGGGGAAGAAGACGAGAUCACCAUUAAUGCCUGGUUUGGACCCCGAGGAACUGUCUCCCCACUCCAUCAGGAUCCCCAGCAAAACUUCCUCGCCCAGGUGAUUGGGAGGAAGUACAUCCGGCUGUAUUCACCACAGGAGUCAGAGGCUUUGUAUCCUCAUGACACACACCUUCUUCAUAACACGAGCCAGGUUGACGUGGAGAAUCCUGACAUGGAGAAGUUCCCCAAGUUUACCGAUGCCCCGUUCCUGUCCUGCAUCCUGUCCCCUGGAGAGAUCCUGUUUAUCCCAGUCAAAUACUGGCAUUACGUACGGGCUCUGGAUUUGAGUUUCUCAGUCAGCUUUUGGUGGUCAUAGCCAGAAGGGUUGAAGGGAGUGUGAUACAGCCUUUGGAUUCAUUCGGUCCUUGCUCUAUGUCCCGUCUGGCACUGGGUCUUGGUGUCUAUGAGACAAGUACACUUGAACUAGUGCCCUGGAGAAACCUUCCCUGCCCAGCGGGACUGGGCUGCAGCACCAGGCAGGCACAGAGCUGGGAGAGCCCAGGAAGGGGCAUGCCUUGGGCCAGGCUGUGGACAGCCCCCAUGGAGGCUCACAGCAUCAGAAAGCCUAAGAAGCUUAGAAAACAGGCAGCACAUGCAUGGUGAGGCGUGAGCCCUCACUGCUUACCUGUUGUGUGAUGUGGCCAAGAUGCCAGUGUCUCCGUCUGGAAGACAGAGGUCAGGAGGUGGCGCAUGAGCAGUGGCAGAGCCCUGCUGCUGCGGGAACUUCAGCUAUUGCUGCUCAACCUAAUUACUGACUCAUACAUACUUCCUUACCAGGACUGGGCGCCAGAGCCUGCAAACUCUGGAGAGAGGCAUGGCCCUGGCCACAGGGGAGGGUCUUCAUUAGAGAAGGGUAACCUGCAUGCAGAGGUCUCCGGCUUGAUUAAUUUUCCACCAUACACACCCAGCAGCAGAUUUCUGAGUGAAGAAACAGAACCAUCACCAGCACCUAGAAGCCCCCUCCUGUCCCUUCUCCCAUGAGUAACUACCCUCCAGAGGCUCUAGGCUUUCUGUAAGCUUCUUUGUGCACACACUCGUUUGUUUUAUCUGUUUUGGCUGUUAAGACCUUCCCCAACCCCGUGAAUAAAGACAGGCAUAUCCCCAAUUGCAGGCACCAGAGAAGUCCCCUCACCCUCAGGGUGGGAGAACCACAAAUUGGUGGUUACAGUAUUCUCUGGAUUUGGACAACAUUCAUGACACCCAGUGACCAUCAAGUAAAAAAUAAUUCAUUCUAAACCAACCAUGAAAAAAGACACUUAAAAACUAAUAAACUUAAAAAAAAAUGACUAACACUCAAAGAUGAUGUAAAUUGAAACAAAGAUACCUGCCAAAUUAAUCACAAUCUUUGCAACUCUCACACUCCAUCUUACUGUCCUGCUGGUGGGAGAUCAGCCUCACAAUUUAGUAAAAACCCAGAACUUUGAAUAUUCAUACACAUCUCAAGGUCUAAUGGCCCCAAUGCUAGAAACACACCCAAAGGAAAGAGAAAGGUGGGUGAGAAUAUAUAUGCAGGAUGACAUGGUGGCACUGUUUCUUAUCACAAAACAUGGGAGAAUCCCAAAUCUGGUUGGUAAGAAAUGGCCCAUCAGUGUGAAGGAAUAUCACUUAGCUGUGAACACUUGGGAGUUCUUAAAGUCAUGAAUAAAUGUUGUCAUGUUGAGGAAAAUGCACUACAUUCUUAAUUUUUAGACACAUUUAAAUACUACUUGUAUACCUGUGUGCCUGUACACCCAUGACUUUACAUGUGUAUGUAUGUGUGUGUGUGUCCCAAAACAGUACUCCAAAUAAAUUGUGGGUAUGUUUAAGACUA
This is a messenger RNA of Otolemur garnettii (small-eared galago), 3280 nucleotides long. RefSeq names its product lysine demethylase 8 (gene KDM8). The record is from RefSeq and is a predicted model, not a curated record. The transcript has 9 exons. Bases 320 to 1786 code for a protein of 488 amino acids. NCBI's taxonomy places the organism in Eukaryota, Metazoa, Chordata, Mammalia, Primates, Galagidae. Gene Ontology annotation, cellular component: nucleus. Gene Ontology annotation, molecular function: histone H3K36 demethylase activity.